AUGGAAGAGCUCACCGGCGAUGUCGUCAGCCUACGGCGACGGAUGGAUCCGGAGAGCCACGUCAGGGAGGAGUGCCGCCUUCGCGUGCCCUCGAUGCAGCAACUGGCCCAGAUACCGAAGGACAUCAACCCGCGCGGUUACAGCAAGUGGCCGCUUGAGCGCUUUGUGCGCGCCGCGUACGAGGGCGAUGUGGAGCUUCUGAAAAAGAUGCUCGAUCGCGAGGACCCCAUUGAUGGCUACCACCAUGACUUCAAUGAGCAUCACAAGCCCGAUGGCUUCAAUGCGCUGCAUGUAGCGGCAACUGCCGGCCAGCUAGAGGCAGUGCAGAUGCUGCUGGAUGCGGGAGCCGACCCGCACGUCAAGCGGUGUAUGCCCGAAGGCAAAGAUCCCAGGGAGGGCGAGACGGCGCGGGAGAUGGCAGACAAGCACGGGUGGGACGACAUCGUGGCCCUGCUCAAGGCCGCAGAGGACAAGCGGCCAAGGGGGCUGUACAAAGAGUUCGGCCCCAACAACAACGCCAAGCUUUGGCCCAUCGACCGCCCGGAGGGCCUCGAUCCGGAGCAGGAGAAGCGUGCGAAGGCGGCCUAUCGGAAAAUGAUGAAGGGCCUGCCCAGCAAGGAAGACCGGCUCUUCUACGGGGACCUGGUGUUUGGGGUCAACUUUGGCACGGAUCCACGUGGGCGCCCCAUUCAGAAGAAGAAGCCGGUCCUCAACGGGCUGCCUGCUGCGGAGGAGUAG
Messenger RNA from Symbiodinium natans, 738 nucleotides. The record is from the annotation of a GenBank genome assembly. NCBI's taxonomy places the organism in Eukaryota, Dinophyceae, Suessiales, Symbiodiniaceae.